AUGCUCCGCAAUGGCACAGGGGACAAUACAGUCCCGAGCGUGCAGCCUGGGGCGGAUGUUACAAGCCCUGGGCCAGUGCAGGCUGCAGGGGGAUCAUUGGAUGGUCCUACAACCAGCAGUGUGGAUCCGCAAGGAGUGUACGACUCCGGAAGUGGCGCGGUUGAUGUGGACCUUGGUGGGUCAGCAGUGGCUGGUGCUACAAGGCAAGCGACCCCACCCAGACGGCAAGAUCCUGCGGCCACCGCUUCGGCUGUGGAGACUGAGCAGACCCAGCAGCAGACCGUGCAACUGAAUGCAGCGAUGACUGGCGAGGCUGUCAGAAGACAGGAAGCGGAAACGGCGCGAGGACGGACGCAUGUUGUUCUCUGCCUAUAUGUCUGGAAGGGAUCCGGCGGCGCCGAGUCCUUUGGCUGCGAGCGUCACCUCUCCUACGGGCGGUGGAGCGUUUUCUUUGAGGCUAUUCAGGCUGAAGUACAGAGGCAGAUGUCUGGACUCUUGGCAAAAUUGCAAGAGUCGGAAAGCCGCAACGCUGAGCUAGAACUGCAGUUGGAGGAGGAGACCAAGGCCGCAGUGACCUUCCAGGAGAUCUAUGGGGUGAUCCAGCUGGAGACUAUGGAGGUGAUCACGGAGGGACUACAUCACUGGCUCCGCUACCAGAACUACGAAGCAGAAUCAUCCCUUCAGUUCCAGGACUGGCUAGAGAUAGCUAGCACGAGUAUGUCGGAUGUGAGUGAGCAAUCUGGAAAGUGGUGGCGGGCAAUGAUGAGCCUAGUUGAGGCAGCUUAUGCCCGGUGGCUGGCAGCAACACCUAUAGAGCGCUUGGCCAUACAGCCGGAAGGGACCGCAGCGCUAUGUGAGGGACAAUGGCUGCGACUGAACGCCCGCGCAUCCUCAAUGCUCCUCAACGUGAUGACCGAUGAGCUGCAGGCCGACAUGCUUAGCCAGCGCGCCUCCCAAGACACAGGCAAGAUCAUAUUUCGUCUAUAUACGUGGUAUCAACCAGGGGGCUCUGCAGAACGACAAGAGGUUCUUAGACGACUUCAGAUGCCAUCGGAUUUCCUCAAGGGUGAGUCUGUGUCUGAGGUGCUCAAGGUGCUGAGAUCGUGGCCAAGAUGGUUGAAUAGAUGUUACAGUAUGGGCAUGACGGCACCAGACCCAACAGUGAUGGCAAGGGGGCUGAUGAGUUUGACUACAAAGACGAUAGCCCUCUCCCCCGAUGCAGCGUUCCGCACGGCCAUGCUCAGGACCUCACUCCGUCUCGACGGGCAGCCUUCGCUGGAGCAGGUUGGGGCCUACCAAAGACACUUGCAAGCAGAGCUGGAAGGACUAGCUGCAGGACUAACGACAGCGGCUGUGGUACCUAGAGUUCAAGCAGUUGAGGUAGCAGCCCCGAAGCCCGAGAAGGAAGGCAAUAAGACGAGCGCGGAGGUCUGCAGAUAUUUCCUGAAGCCGAGCGGAUGCAAACGCGGCGAGAAGUGCAAGUAUGCACACUCCAUGCAGAUCUACGCCGACUUCGGGAUCUUCGCGGGAGCAGCGGCCCAAGUACCAGCAGCGCGAGCCAGAAGUAGCUUCUUUCAGCACAGCGGCAACAGCGGGCUCGACCAUGGGAUCAUCGGUUUCUACAGCGUCUACGCAGCAAGGUGUGCCGUGGACCUUGGAGGCGACUCCUCACCCGAGAAAACGAAGCCCGAGCUCCGCAUGAUGAUCAUCAAGGACAUCCGCGUGGGAGCGGCCAACACAGCAGCGGCAUUGCUGGAUUCUGGAGCAACCCAGUGCCUUCGGAGUGCACGAGACAAUGAUGAGUGGAGCCCGGCGGCUGAAGUGAUGGUCCAGUUGGCUGGCACAAGCAAACUGAUGAUGCGGAUCAAUGACGCGGGCUCAUUGCUAAUGCCGCCGAGCAACCCCAGUGAGACCGUGACAGCCAGUGGACAAACAAUAGUUCCCUUAGGGGAGUUGGUGUCUACACUUGGCUACUCGCUGGAGUGGACUCCUACGCAUUGCCUCCUGAAGGACCCCGAUGGGAUGGUCACGAGAUUGAAGGUUCGAGGAGGGUGUCCACAACUAUGUGAACUGGAGGCCUUGUCUAUGAUUUCCCGGAUUGAGGAUCGCCGCAGGGAAAGCCUUGAGAACAUCACGCAGGAGACGGAGGAUCUCCUUACAACGGCGGCGCUUCAGAUGGACAAGUCUUGGAAGGAGCACCUGCAGGACUAUGUGGCGACAGGGGACAUGGGUGCUGGACUAAGAGGACUUCGUGAAGCACCAUAUCUACAAGGACUUCCGGGAGAUUGUUUGAGUGGACUACUGGAGCCGAACCUAAAAGAAGAAGGAUGGAAGGCGUUGAAGGGGGUGGACUUCCUAUCCCGCCCUCAGAGAAGGAGGUUGUGGACGGCAAAGCGGUGGAUGGUUCAUCUCUUCGCGGGAAACCCAGGACAUUACCAGAUGUUCCAAGUGGAUGAGGGGGACACCGUGCUGAUUGAGCUCGAUGUGGACCGGUGUAGGGGCCAGGAUAUCAUGAGGAGUCCUACGUGGAGGUUUUUGUUGUGGGGCGCGAUGAUGGGAAAGCUGGACGGAGUCGUGGGAGGACCACCAGGACGAGGAGGAGUACUACAGCAUGGCGAAGUUCCGAAGGGAGCCGACGUGAAGGUGAUGAGCGUGUUGGCGAGGAUGAUGUGGCUCUACUCGAUUGCGGAGGCUGCAAGAGCAGUGAAGACAGCGGGGCCCAACUACCAGAGGCCAGUGGCAUUCGCGUUGGAACACCCGGCGGCUACGCCAGUGAUAUCCUCUACGGCUAGCUUAACUACCAACUCGCCACCAAGAGCGGCGAGAUCCUUGUGGACUACUACCAUGUGGGAAGCGUUCCAGGAAGCAUACCAGAUGAAGCAGGUGACGUUUGAUCAAAAGUGCAUGGGUUCACCGAGUUCCAUACCUACGACAAUCGGCACCAACGUUUACUACUUGAUGGGCUUGGAUGGAAUGCAUGCCGAGGACAGCGAGCAAGCUACAAGGGCGAUGGGAUCAGGAGUAUGGGCGCCAGGAACCGCCGAGACUCCUGGCAUUCUCCCCUGCGCAGUGGAAG
This is a messenger RNA of Symbiodinium sp. CCMP2456, 3076 nucleotides long. The record is from the annotation of a GenBank genome assembly. Lineage: Eukaryota; Dinophyceae; Suessiales; Symbiodiniaceae.